AUGCCUACCUCAACCGUCUGGCGCCGAAACCACCAUCUGGCAGGGCACCGGGGUGCAAGCCCUGUCCGUCCAUCCGCCGAAGUCAUCGAGCGCCUUUCCCCUGAUCCCGCAAGCGAAACCCCUACCCUCGAAGGCUCAUCGCUCCCUCUGCGAUAUUCACCUCAACAUGGUUACUCAUUAAGAGGACUUGGACUGUCCGACAUUGGAUCGUCCGAGGAUAAUGACUCCGCGCUACAACCAGAUCACCUAUAUUACGACCAGGACGGUGCCGCUCAUAUUGCGGCAAGGAUAAAAGGUGGCGCGAGCACAGUUUAUGGACGCUCUAGAGUUGGGUCACUGGACUGGGCGACGAGAAACUCCAAUCCUACCUCCGGCUUCUUACAGGACAAUCGGCGCCUUCAUGGAAAGGGACAUACGCGUUCCGGCUCUACAAUCGAUGACCUUGCGACUGCCGCAAUUGCAACAAGCCCCGUUUUGGCUAGCGCAGCCACUCUUUCUCUUUCCAAGGAAUACAUCUACAAUACCAACCGCACUUUGACUUCCUAUACUCGGCGCUACAGUCAUGAAGGUCCCUCAAAUGGUCCGCCUGCGAAACGCAUCAAGUCCGAACGAUUGCCGACCCUCGAGUGGUCGCCGCGCGCAGAAAGACCAAAGACAAGCGGUGGAUAUAGCAGUAUACCCGAUGUUGACCACGAAGAUGCACUUCUACUGCUUGAACUGAAGAAUGAGGUCAAUUUCAAAAAUCAUGCAAAUACCCCCAAGCUUGACACGAUGCCCGAGUAUCCACCAUCGACAUCCCCAAGCUCUCCCCAGUCCCCUUUGAAGCUACAGAACCCGCAGCAACAGGAACGUCAGGUCGUGCAUUUACGACAGAGCAUUAAGAGCCGGCCCAGAGAACGAUACCUGAACGAAGAUCUGCCCAAUGUGAGGGAUGGUUCAACAGCAGGGGGUUCCGAGUCUAUCCACAAGGAAACCGCGUAUGAAGGAAAUGCUCUAAAUGCUCUGGAUGCUCGAGCACGAGGGCUCAGAGGACCUCAACCCGCUGUUGAUGCUCUGCCACCUGUAUCUGAAGAACCACUGGAUUCUGCAGUUGCUGAAGCAGAGCCGAUACCCAAGAAGCAGCGUCGCAUAAAGCCGGAGCAGCAAGCCGAGGUUUGCGCGGCAUGUCAGCGUCUACAACUGGACUCCGUGGAUGACGAAGACACGUCUACGUUCUGGAUCAGUUGUGACGCUUGCAAACGUUGGUUCCAUGCCGAAUGCGCCGGUUUCAAGACAAAGGCAGAUGCAAGAAGUGUGGACAAGUAUGUUUGUAAAGACUGUGAACCUAUACAUGGGCAGACUACCUACGUCCGGAAGUCAUCCCGUCCCAGGACUGCCAUUGACUAUGCUGGCCUCAAUCAGGGUGUGGUGAAGUCGUCUGUCGAAACCUCGACCCACCACUACAUCCAACCGAUCAAAGAGGGCAAGAUCAACGUUCUACCCGAUGACUUUGCCCGAAUCAGGCCAGAAUUGCUUACAAUGGAGUUCAUGGAAAGCUUUGAGGGUCUCAAACGCCCCUUUGUGGUUCCAGCUGAAUGGAAUCCUCGGUUUGGUGUAAGACCCGUAUCCGUCCAACGCGAUUCAGCACUUCCUACCCAAGAUGCUGCAGCUUUCACCCUCAUCGACAGCUCCGGUGCUGAAGUGGGUCCCGACAAAACGUCCGCAUCGGACCUCCAAGAAGAAGAGGUCAUUGAUUGCGACCAGGAUUUGCUGGAUAUGGUGAUCCCACGCGAUUUGACAGUCCGAAAAGUGGCCGAGCUCUAUGGUCCCGAAGAGCCCGUGCCUGUGAUCGAUGUAAAGUCUCAGGAGACCAAGGGAUAUUUCACACUCCAACAGUGGGCAGACUACUACGAAUUGGAAGGGGAAAAGCCUAUCCGGAAUGUUAUCAGUCUUGAAGUCUCACACAGUCCACUUGGGAGACUUAUCCGGCGUCCCAAAGUAGUUCGAGAUCUUGAUCUGGACGACCAAGUUUGGGCGGCUGACGCUGAUACCCGGUUGAAGAAAAGACCAGUAUCGUUUUAUUGCCUAAUGUCUGUUGCUGACAGCUACACGGACUUCCAUAUCGAUUUCGGAGGCUCUUCUGUGUACUACCAUAUCCUGCGAGGGACGAAGACGUUCUUCUUCAUCCCUCCUGAAGACAGAUACCUGAAGAAGUACGAAGAAUGGUGCAACUCGGGCUCGCAAAAUGAGACUUGGCUGGGAGACCUUUGCGGUGGCAACUGUACAAGAGUUGACCUCCACGAGGGAGACACAGCGUUUAUCCCUGCGGGCUGGAUCCAUUCUGUUUGGACUCCGGAAGAUAGCUUGGUAAUUGGUGGCAACUAUUUGACUCGUCUGGAUUACGAGAUGCAGCUCAAAGUUGUGAGCAUCGAGAAGGCGACUAAAGUGGCUCCCAAAUUCCGCUACCCUUAUUUCCAGAAGGUCAUGUGGUACGCAUUGAUCAAAUACCUUGACGAUGAUCCUGUACCGGAAGAGGUGUUGGAUGACUUCUACGACGACCCUGACUAUGUCUUCCUCCGAGCGAAUCCAAUCUGGCAUGAAGUCGGAGAGUUUGAGAAUACAGCAGAGCCUGGUGAUCCGGCUUACAAUUCAAGAUAUUACCCGAAGUCUGAGGCGAAUGGUUGGCCGGCAUUAAGAGACUUCCUUUAUCGGACAGCCCGGAUAGACGCAGGUUUGCCAGUGCCAGAUAUCACCAAAAAACAGAUCGACGCGGUCAAGGCAUCCAUACCUAAGGGGUAUGGGGAUCCGCUCAUGAUGAUCAAAAUAUUCGCAAUUUGGUGCGCAUGGAAGAUUGGCAACACCACCGCACCAGACUGGGUUCACUCGGAUAGCAUAGCAGAGCUAGAGGGAGGAGAGAAAUCCAAAAAGGCCGAGCCAUUCCGGGUGCCUGGGGAACGAAUUUCGUCUCGGAGAGUUGCGCAGGCUCAAGCCCAGGCUCAGGCUCAGGCUCUGGCGGAGGCAGCACAAGCCCAACCUCGACCACUUGCUCAGACGCCUCCAGCCAAAAAUGGAUCCAGAGGAAACGGAUUGAGAGUCGCCUGUGAACCUUGCCGGAAACGCCGCAUAAAAUGCCGACACAAGUCAGGUGGCGAAACACCUCGUCGAACGCCAGAGAUUCGGCCAAGGAGUUUCUCGAGUGCUGAUAAUCAUUCCGUAACGGGGGCGGUAGCGUUCACAAAUGGUGCCAUGGGAGACACUGUCUCUCCCGAAGCACGCAUAUCAGACGGUGUUGGUUCGGAAGUUACACAGCCUGAUCCUCAGUCAUCGUCGAAGAAAAGCCGGAGCAAAGCCUGUGAGGACUGCAGGAAGAGCAAGCGUCGUUGUGUACACGAUCAGUAUGGCCGCAUCGAUCCAGCGAAAGUUGCAGAGCCCUCCAAACCUCGUGGAUCGGCGAGUGCGAAACGUGCCACCACUGCCAGCGAGGAGUCGAAGCAAAUAGAGCCAGAAAUUGACAAUUUUGAGGAUUUAAUUGAUCCCGCCCUCACCAAUGGCGACGCCUCGGACUUAGCCAACGAGGUUGAUGAAGAAACUUUUCAUACACCCGGACCGGUGAACAACAGGAACCCUGCUGGCGAUGGCGAACGUGUCGGGGAGGACGUAUCUGCCGCGAACGAGGACGACUCGAUAUUAAUUCCGAUCGACCCCGCCUUAGGGACUACGGAGGAAGAAGCGGUACCCAUUAAAAGUGAGCAUGAUCAAGUUGCAGGAUCAGUGGAUCCAAGCGCCUUGCAACAUGACAACAAUAUUUCCACCCCGAAUGCAGGGCAAAACGGCACAGCCGCGAGCGGCGAGCUUUCCGGUCCUUUUACUUGGACGCUUGGAUCAAGACAGUCGUCUCGGCAACCCAAACAAGUAGAAAGAUACACUCCCGAAGACAAGAAAUCUCCCAGCAAGCCAUAUCCCAAGCCUCAAAGGCACGAUCGACGAGCAUCGAGCGCUGCGAGCGUGCAUACGGUGGUGACGAGUAUCAAGACCGAACGCUCAUCGAGCAACACUUCGGGGACCACGCACCAAAUGGCAGGCAUCAUGACCAGCAAACGCAGUCCAUCCCUGGAUGCCCCUGCUCGACCUCACUAUGCUACAAAUGAGUUUGAUGUCGUGACCAUGGCGAACUUUGUGUACAACAGUCAACUCGAUGCCUUUGAACUCUUCCAUCUGGUCCAAGAAGCAGAUGCGACACGCUCGUCAAUGCGACCGCCGCGAUCUCAUGCUCUGGAAGCCCUGGGCCACGCCCUGUCGGGCUCCUUUGGCGCCUCAAUCUCAAAUGCGGCGCUCUAUCCAAUUGACCUCAUAAUAACACGCCUCCAGAUCCAGCGCCAACUCCGCAAAGACCAGUCACGUCCUGGCGAGGAAGAGUAUAAAGGAUUCUUUGAUGGCCUACAGAAGAUCUACCACAACGAGGGUGGAGUCGCAGGAUUAUAUACGGGCCUGCUACAAGACACGGGCAAGACGAUUGCGGAUUCUUUUCUGUUCUUUUUGAUAUAUUCCUUUUUAAGGGAUCGCCGGAUCGCCAAGCAUACCAGGUUGAAUGGCGGCAAGAAAGUCAGUCUGCCUGCGCUGGAAGAGUUGGGUGUUGGAUUCGUUGCUGGGAGUUUAACGAAGUUGGCAACAGCCCCGAUUGCCAACAUAGUCACAAGGAAACAGGCCGCCGCUCUGCUGAGAGCUUCGGAGGAAGGACAGCAGGAGUCAGCUGGGACGACGCCGACGACGACUCCCACCACCCGACAAAUUGCCCAGGACAUCCUGUCGGAGAAAGGUCCUUUGGGAUUUUGGUCCGGUUAUUCGGCGAGUCUGGUUCUCACGCUCAAUCCGACAAUAACGUUCUUUCUAUUUGAAACGCUCAAAAAGCUUCUCCUCCGCAGAGAAUCCAGGCAACACCCACCACCUAGCCUCACGUUCCUCUUAUCUGCGAUCAGCAAAGCUUGUGCGUCUUCAAUCACAUACCCAUUCAGCCUUGCAAAGUCACGCCUCCAGGCCGGUGGCGCCUCCUCGCAUAAGGAGGAUCAGGACGAAAACGAAGUUAUCAGCGAAGACUUCAAACAUGAAAGAACUAGGAAAGCCGCACGAGCUACAAUCUUCAGUACUGUCCUCACAAUCGCGCAGACUGAAGGUGUCGCCGCCCUAUACGAGGGGUUACAUGUCGAAGUGUUGAGGGCAUUCUUCUCCCACGGAAUCACCAUGCUGGUGAAGCAAAUAUUUCAACGUUUCCUCGUCAGAGCUUACUACCUUGUGUCGGUUAUUCUUGGACGCUACAAGAAGCGCCGUGACGCAAGCGCGAAACGCCUGGCAGAGAAAGCCAAAGUCAGUGUCGAGUACUACAAUCUGGCAAUGGCCCGGGCGUCCGAAAAGAUCGAGGAGGCGGCUGAGAAAGUCAAGGAAAGUGUUGGGAAGAAAGCGAAUGAGACAGCAGAAUUUGUGGGAGAGUAUGUGGAGGAAGAUGACGAGUUGGGAGAGAAGUGGAAGGAGCUGUAUGGGACGGUGGGGUUGUCCAGGUGGUUCGACAAGGUGAGUGAUGAGAGAUGA
Messenger RNA from Fonsecaea monophora, 5562 nucleotides. RefSeq lists its product as hypothetical. NCBI's taxonomy places the organism in Eukaryota, Fungi, Ascomycota, Eurotiomycetes, Chaetothyriales, Herpotrichiellaceae. The record is from RefSeq and is a predicted model, not a curated record. Gene Ontology annotation, molecular function: transcription coregulator activity; histone demethylase activity. The transcript has 4 exons. Gene Ontology annotation, biological process: protein demethylation; regulation of transcription by RNA polymerase II. The coding region runs from base 1 to 5562 and encodes 1853 amino acids.